Candoia aspera is the source of this 2272-nucleotide messenger RNA. RefSeq names its product vestigial like family member 2 (gene VGLL2). NCBI's taxonomy places the organism in Eukaryota, Metazoa, Chordata, Lepidosauria, Squamata, Candoiidae. Bases 213 to 1148 code for a protein of 311 amino acids. Gene Ontology annotation, cellular component: nucleus. The record is from RefSeq and is a predicted model, not a curated record. The transcript has 4 exons. Gene Ontology annotation, biological process: regulation of transcription by RNA polymerase II.
GGCGCCCGCCGCGCCUUUGGGUCCGAAGCUGGUGGGCUGUUGUGGGCAAGUUGGAGGAGGGGAGGGCAAAGCACGCGUCUUCCCAGGGCAGCUCCACCUGCUCCCAGUGGCCGAGGGGGCUCGGCUGCUUUCCGGGCAGCCCCAUGAAGAAGCCGCCCCUUGGCUUGGCCUCGUAGCCCUCUUUGCGGCGCCAGCCCCAGCCGCCUUCCGCCAUGAGCUGUCUGGAUGUUAUGUACCAAGUCUACGGUCCUCCCCAGCCUUACUUCGCAGCAGCCUACAGUCCCUACCACCAGAAAUUAGCCUUUUACUCGAAGAUGCAGGAAGCCGCCGAGAGCGCCAGCGGCGGUAGCAGCUCCUCCUCCUUCUCCAACCACGCCGCCCCGGCCAGCAUCAAGGAGGAGGAGAGCAGCCCGGAGAAAGAGCGCCCCCCCGAGGCCGAGUACAUCAACGCCAGGUGUGUCUUGUUCACCUACUUCCAAGGGGACAUCAGCGCCGUGGUGGACGAGCACUUUAGCCGAGCCCUCAGCCAGCCCAGCAGCUACUCGCCCACCAGCGCGGGCGUCAAGGCCGCUGCGAGGAGCUCCGCCGCUUGGAGAGAGGGAUCUUUUCCUAUGAGCCAGCGUAGCUUCCCACCCUCCUUCUGGAACAGCACUUACCAACCUUCUUCUGUGCCUGCCUCUUUGGGCAGCCCGCUGACAGCUACUGCCCACAGUGAACUGCCCUUUGCUACAGCAGACCCUUAUUCUCCAGGCUCACUGCACAGCCACCUUCAUCAGGGGGGCCCUGAACCUUGGCACCCAGCCCACCAUCACCACCACCACCACCACCACCCAUACAUUGGUACACAGAGCUCUGCUUACCCCCGGCCCACCACAGUGCAUGAGGUCUACAGCCCACAUUUUGACCCUCGCUAUGGCUCGCUGCUGGUGCCUGCUGCUUCUGUGCGUCCCCACCGCCUCACUCCUGCCUCAGUGCCCACGCCAGUCAGCCCUCAGUGUGAGCUAGGCAAGAGUGAGCCUGCCACAUCAUCAUGGACAACGCCAGCACCUUUUGCUGGUCCUGCAGGAGAGAUGGCACAGAGCUUAGGGCUGAAUAUAGAGACAGGUUUGCAGCCUCAGGAUAAAAGCAAGGAUCUCUACUGGUUUUAGAUCUGCUUUUCUACCAUCACUUCCCCUGUAGUCAAACUUUUGCCUAUGUAGGAGUGGGAACAAAGCCAAAGUCAAGUCAAUUUGUAACAGCUUCUGAUCUUGGUUUUCAGCUCACCAUUAUUCCUUCUGUGCUGGGUCGCUCCUGAGCUGAACUGCUGACUAUAACCCUCCCUUCCUACACACAAAUGCCAUCUUUGUUCCUUGCCUCACUAUUCUGAUAUCAGCAUCUCACAUCAAGACAAGAACAGGAGAAAGGCGACGGAGGCUAAAAGCUACUUCAGCUUGGCGUUUCAACAAAAAAAUAAGGCACUGGGACGUGUGUGGGGACUCACCCAGUCUUCUCCUAAAAGGGCAAAAUUGUACACAACAGCUUCACACCCAGAACUGCAGCUAGGCUGCUCCAAAGAACUGAGUACAAUGAAUGAGGAUGUGAAAACCCCUGACUUUAGGAAGCUGAAGGGUUUGUUAAUAUUGGUGAGGACAUAAAUCAUACUUACCAUUUGGCAUUUUUUAAAAAAAUACUGUUUGGAAGCAGCAUGGAAGAUAUUCAGACAUUGUGAAUGGGACUUUUGUCCUUUGCUGCUUAGAAGCAAAGAAAGAAAUUCUAAACUCUUAAACACAUUUGGGACAUUUUUUUUUUCAAAAAAGGAUGGAUCUUUCUGACUUCAGCGUGGUGAUGAGUGGCAAGUGACUAGUGUGGGCCACCUGCCUCCAGGCUUACACAAAUGCAGCUGUUCAAGAGACAACUGUUACAACUCCAGGAACUUGACAAUCAAGGUGGCACUUCUCCGAGUUUGGCACAGAAAUUGCAUUGGAUAAUACAUACAUAGUUGUAUAUAUAAGUUUUUUAUACAAAAAACAUUUAUGAUGACAGAAAAGAUCCUUUAAAAAGAGAAAAAACUCUGACAGCUUUCAGGAGAAACAACUGGAGUAAAUGGGAAGGGAGGGCUAAUGGGGUAGACAAAAGACUUCACUGAAUUGAAUGUUCCCUUAUGACUUUUUGUAGCAACCAGGAGACUGUUUCUCCUCUCUGUCUUUUGUUUUGAAAAGGAUAUACAAUAUAAGUGUUUAUUUGUAGGGAAGAUAAUUAAAGAUGUCUCCUUUCACCUUUGUUUGCAUGAGUU